Messenger RNA from Orussus abietinus, 1849 nucleotides. RefSeq names its product tRNA (uracil-5-)-methyltransferase homolog A. The record is from RefSeq and is a predicted model, not a curated record. The transcript is spliced from 9 exons. Gene Ontology annotation, molecular function: RNA methyltransferase activity; nucleic acid binding. The coding region runs from base 100 to 1788 and encodes 562 amino acids. Gene Ontology annotation, biological process: RNA processing. NCBI's taxonomy places the organism in Eukaryota, Metazoa, Arthropoda, Insecta, Hymenoptera, Orussidae.
GUUAUAGGCACGUGAAAUAUUAUCGUAGUAUUUGCACUGGCAAUUAUCAGGUCCAAUCAGGUCUACGCAGGUUUGCACAGGUCUGCAGCAAAUUUCAGCAUGGGUUCUAGAAGCGAGGAUGAGGUUAAGUGCAGAAAUCCGUAUGCCUAUUUGGACAGGACGGACUUUAGCUCGGAGAAGUACAAAAUUGAGGUACGAGGCUUGCCCAAACAUUAUGGCUUUGGAGAAUUUAGAAAGCUACUCAACGACAAACUGGAAUUACAGUCGAGUAAGGUUAAACCUCCGAAGAAAGGCAGCGAGUGGUUGUAUGUUUGUUUUCGGAGUGCAGAAUGUCGGGAUAAGGCAAUUUCAGUGAUUAAUGGGCUCUCGUGGAAGGGAUCGAAGUUAACUGCACAGAUGGCUAAACCUGCGCCUGAUCCUUUAAUAAAGAGAAAGAUCGAAGAUGAAGAUCGUAAUUAUAAGAAACGGAAAGACGGCGAAGGGUAUGAAGCAAUUCCUCCUAUGCAGCGGGUGAAACAGAGUACAACACCGUUUUGGAACGUUAGCUAUCCAGAACAAUUAAAGCUGAAGCAAAAGAAAAUGGAAGGAGUUCUUAAAACAUUGGGGCAGGAAAUUCUGAAAGGAAAUGCUAAUUUAGCCGAUUGGUUAGCUAGUCGAAGGGAAAAAUAUUCAGGCUUGCCAUGCGAGCUGUUACCGAUUCUUAGUGCUUCAGAAAUUGAAGGUUAUAGAAACAAAUGUGAAUUUACCAUAGGAAAAGCUGAGAAAGAUGAUCAAACUAUCAUUGGAUUUAGGUUAUCUAGUUAUGCUGCUGGAUCUACAGCAGUAGGCCCUAUCGACGAUCUCUGUCAUAUUCCUGAAAAUAUGAAGAGAGCUGCAAAGAUUUUUGAGGAAUUCGUUAGAAAUUCCAAAUUUACCGUCUUUGAUCCUAUACAUAACAGUGGAUACUGGAAACAACUUACUGUCCGAACAUCUAAACUUGGUCAUCUAAUGUUAAUAAUUGGAAUCGAUCGUCAAGAUUUGAGCGAGGGUGAUGUGAUCGAGCUCAAAAAGAGUAUAUUGGAAUUUUUUGAGAAGGGAAAAGGGGCCGAGGCUAACGUCACCUCCUUAUAUUUUCAAACGAUUGAAAGAAAGGGCAUAGGUGGAGAAGGUGGUGGUUCAUUGGAACAUUUAAGUGGGAUGAAAUAUAUCGAAGAGUCGCUCAUGGAUAUGACAUUCAGAGUUUCUCCUGACGCUUUCUUCCAAAUUAACACUCUCGGAGCAGAAGUACUUUACAAAGCUGCCAUUGACUUGGCUUCACCCGAUACUAACACAGCUAUUCUCGACGUCUGCUGUGGCACCGGGACCAUCGGACUCUGUUUUUCUAAGUAUUGUGGGGAGGUCCUGGGUAUGGAAACGGUGAGCAGCGCGGUCGAAGAUGCGAAGGAGAAUGCAAAGAAAAAUGGUGUAAAAAAUUGUGAAUUCUUUGUGGGCAAGGCAGAAGAUCUUUUAACGACGGUUGUGCAGCGAACAUCGAUGCCUGACAUCAUAGCAGUGGUCGAUCCGCCAAGAGCUGGAUUACAUCAAAGAGCUAUAUUGUCUCUGCGUAAAACUAAACAGUUGAAAAAACUGGUAUACGUGUCCUGUGGUCCCGAAGCUGCGAUAAAGAACUUCGUAGACUUUGCGAGACCUGCAUCUAAGCAUUACGUGGGGGAACCUUUGGUGCCGGUAAAAGCUGUCGCCGUUGACAUGUUCCCGCAUACGAAGCAUUGCGAACUCGUCGUAUACUUGGAAAGACUUUCUUCGGUGUGAAGAAACAUUCUUUCUUUUUUUUUUUUUUUCACGCAAUGUACAAUAAAGGAAACUGCCAGCA